Molecule: messenger RNA, 7779 nt
Organism: Linepithema humile (Argentine ant)
Lineage: Eukaryota; Metazoa; Arthropoda; Insecta; Hymenoptera; Formicidae
Gene: Rme-8
Product: receptor mediated endocytosis 8
Biological process (GO): regulation of early endosome to late endosome transport; receptor-mediated endocytosis; endosome organization
Cellular component (GO): endosome membrane
Source: RefSeq, a predicted model, not a curated record
UCGCCCGUGUCUACGAAAAUGUGACUGCGUAUGAUACAAUGGUUAUAGUGAUACUUAAAGGUAAAAUAUUUGUUUAUCGGAUAUGCAUAGCGUUAUGUUUAUAAUCAUGCAGUGAUUGCCGCACCUUUGAUUAUAGACGCCAUGUCGGUGUGGAAACAGGCGGUGUAUUGUCAGACGGCAACACUUUGUCACAUGAUAAGUUAUAUCACGCAUAUACAAAUAGAUAAAAAAACUGCAGCAAGAUAACAAUCGACAUUUUGCUGUAGAAAUAAAAUAAGAUGUAGAUUAACAAACACACAUUUACAGGUUGUGGUAUAGAUUUCAUUAUUCGUUGACAUGGAUUUAUAUUUUAUUUACAUGAUGUUUGCAGGAAUUAUAUAUUUUUUUACAUAUUUUUCUAUGCUUUUUCUGCAUUGAUGACAGUGCUGACAUCUGGAAACAGCUGUUAGUUAACACCCCUAACGCCCCCAAUCAUUUACGACCAUCAUGGCCGCUCCCAGGCUGAUGAAGCCCUCGAAAAUGACAUUUGUUAGAUGAAAGGCAUUAAAGUGUAUCUAUAUAUUACUAAUCAUUCGGACAAAAAUUAGCAGCAAGGACAGUUAAAGUUCGUACCUUUCUCUCAUGUCUGUCACUUCAUAAAAUGACGGUCAUGUAAUUUUGUAACUCGUGUGCGAAUGUUCUCCUACGUUAUUUGUCUUGUGCAAGUAGUACCCAGCGUUUUAUCAAAACUAUUCGAACCGGUACGAUUGUGUCUAUGAGAAAUGAAACAAUGAUGCCGAUAAAGGACAAUCAAGAUGUGGCAUGCUUUUUGGUUACCAAACAUUCUACUUGGAAGGGAAAAUACAAACGUAUUUUCUCCAUUGGUUCUAUGGGAAUAACAACAUACAAUCCUGGCACAUUAGAAGUCACAAACAGAUGGGAAUAUUCUGACUUUAUAAAUGUACAGCCAACAAAUAGAAGUCAAUUAGGUUCCCAUGAAUUUACCAUAACUGUGCGUAAAGAUCGGAAAAAUGAUACUAUGAAAUUUAGUUCUGAACAUAGACCACAUUUAUUGACAGAAGCGCUCAAAUAUAGAAAUCAAUUCAAUGAAAAAUGUAAAGAAAUCUUGAGAUAUCAAGCUUAUAAACAUCAUUGGUCUGAUACAAGAUUACCUGUUGUAUUAGAAAUUACAUCAUACAGUCUUGAUCAAUUGGAUCCUGCAACAAAUAUGGUCUUAGCUAGUUAUUGUUACAAAGAUUUCGAAGGGCUUCUGACAAUGAAAGAUUACCCCAACGGGUUUGUAAUUGUUUGUGGAGGAUUUGGUCGCCUACAUCUUUUCGCUUCCACACAUAUGGAAGAGAUAAAAAAAAAGCUACAAGAAGCUGCUUUAAAUAAUUUAGGCAUUAAUAUAAAAAUGUUGAAGGAGCCUAUAAAACUUGAUGACUUUAUUGCUCAAAGAUUAGGGAAAUUUAGCGGUGACGAGCAUAUAACGAGUGUUUCCGAAUUCACUGUACACAAAAUCUCAUCUAGGCAUUUGGAUCCUCCAAGAAGAACACUUUGUCUUUCGGACACCUGCCUGUUGGAAAGAGAUCCUCAGACAUAUAAUAUUUGUACUCUUAGGCCACUAUCAGACAUUUUUACUUUGAUCCGUGAUAACGAUAAUCCUCAGCUAUUUACCAUACAAUAUCUUAAUGGUCAAAUGCGCAGCUACACUACGACGAAUAGAGAUUCCUUGUUAGCAUCUCUACUGGAUGGUGUGAGAGCUUCUGGUAAUAGAGACGUCCAUGUGAAGAUGUAUCCCAUAGCCAGAGGUAAAAGACUUGGACCUUUUAAUCUACCUGUUGAAGAAGAAGUCGAAACAACGCACGUUAAAUUUCUUCAACAACCGCCUGGGGGACGUACAUUUGCUGAAAUUUUGGAGAGAUUUAAUGCGAAUAUACCAUACAGUGGUCUUAAUUAUUCCAUUACUCAAGAUGAAGUUGUACCGCUUGAAUGGACUGUAACAACGUUACAACUCCAAGUACACCGUAUCACGAAUGAUUACUUGCAGGGAAUCUUUACUGAAAACAAAGACAAGAUUAUCGUUGGAGCUUUGAAUACUUUAAUCAGCAAAGAUUUGGAGACAAAUAGCGAGAUUGAGGCGCAAUUUCAUGCGUUACGAAGAUUAGUAGCUAGCAAAAUCGGUUUUGCCGCAUUUACAACAGUUUCUGGUUUUAGAGAAGCUGUUGGAAUGAAAGUCGUAAAAGCUUUAAAGCGACAAAAUAGUGGUGUAACGCAAGCUGCCAUAGAUUGCAUCUGCGCUCUGAUGCAGCCAAUGCACGACGAUUGCGAUCUAAGACAAGAACAGCUGAACAAGAGUAGUUUGCUCAGCAGUAAUAAAUUUUUAGAAAGUUUACUUGAAAUGUGGAUUAAUCAUAUCAAUCAUGACACAGGUGCUCUGGUAGUCUCAGCAAUGCUCGAUCUUUUAACAUUUGCCCUGUGCGUGCCAUAUAGUGAAACAACUGAUGGUAAACAUUUCGACAAUCUUUUAGAAAUGGUUGCUGCAAGAGGUAGAUCUCUAUUUAAAUUGUUCCAACAUCCCUCAUUGGCUGUGGUCAAAGGUGCUGGGUUAAUAAUGCGGGCGAUCAUCGAAGAAGGCGCAGCAGAAGUAGCAGCAAAGAUGCAAGAAUUGGCACUUGCAGAAGGAGCUCUACCGAGACAUUUAUUAAAUAGUCUAUUUACUGUUGGAAGUGAUAGUAGACUAUUAACGCAUCGACAAUUAUGUCGACAUCUAGUAGGUUUAUGGGUUACAGGGCAUCCCACAGCUAUGGGAUUAUUAAAACGAAUUAUGCCGGUUGGUUUAUUGAAUUAUUUGGAUUCCGAUGAGAAAGUACCAGACUCAUUUUUGGAAGAGGAGAGACUAAACAAUCGUGACAAUUUAAAAAUAGCUAUAGAUCAUGCGUCGAGAAAUAAAAAAAGCCCACAAUGGAUUACUAUCGAGCGUCAGAUGCGAGUAGUCGAGAAGCAUGUGGAGAACGCGCUGCAGCAUUGGGGUGCUCGUAUUGGAAUUGAACGGAGAGAAAAGAUUAAAGAGCGUCCGAUAGUUCUGAGAAAGCGUAGAGAACGAAUUAAAUCUGAAGCGAAUUGGAAAUUAUUUUAUUAUAAAUUUAAUCAAGAUCACGCACUGCCAAAUUUGAUUUGGAAUCACAAAACGAGAGAGGAGUUGAGAAUAGCAUUAGAAAAUGAGAUACGUGCAUUUAGUUCGGAUAAAGAUUUAGCUGGCGGAACUCUGAUUGCGUGGAAUCAUAGAGAAUUCGAGGUGCAAUAUCAAUGUCUUUCGGAUGAAGUUAAAAUUGGAGAUUAUUACUUGAGGCUUUUAUUGGAAAAAGAUAGUCCCGACAGUCCGAUAAGAAAAUCAUACGAAUUUUUUAAUGAUUUAUAUCAUAGAUUUUUAUUGACUGCAAAAAUCGAAAUGAAGUGCCUUUGCUUGCAAGCAAUGACGAUAGUAUAUGGUCGAUAUUAUGAGGACAUUGGUCCGUUCUCAGAUACAAAAUAUAUACUGGGAAUGCUGGAGCGUUGCAUAGAUAGAACGGAACGCGAUAGGCUAGUUAUGUUCGUAAAUAAGCUCAUAUUACAUAGGCGAAAUGUGAAAGACAUAAUGGAUCAAAACGGAGUGCGGACUUUAGUCGAUUUAUUGACAUUGGCGCAUUUACAUACUUCCCGAGCUGUCGUACCAACGCAAACUAAUGUAAUAGAGGCGGGCCCGCAGCAGGAACGAAUGGAAAAGGAAUGGUAUUAUAAUAACGGCGAUCAACGUGAAGGACCGAUAAGUUUGAAAGAUCUAAAAGAAUUGUAUAUUUCGAAUCACGUGAGUCACAAAACCAAAGUUUGGGCACAGGGAUUAGAUGGAUGGAAAACGAUUUCACAAGUGCCACAAUUAAAGUGGAGUCUUGUCGCCAAAGGAGCUCCCGUAAUAAAUGAAAGCGAACUGGCUACUUUAAUCCUGAAUAUUUUAAUUAAGAUGUGUGAAUAUUUUCCAAGUAGAGACGCCGACGACGCGGUAAUCAGACCCUUGCCGCGUGUGAAACGAUUGCUAUCCGACCUUCAAUAUCUGCCACAUAUUGUACAGCUUUUGCUAACAUUUGAUCCGAUUCUGGUUGAAAGAGUCGCUACAUUGCUAUGUGAAAUAAUGCGAGAUAAUGCAGAUGUGUCAAAAAUUUAUCUUACCGGUGUGUUUUACUUUAUUUUAAUGUACACUGGUUCCAAUGUCUUACCAAUCGCAAGGUUUUUGCAACUUACGCACACUAAACAAGCUUUUAGGAACGAUGAUAAUACUUCCUCAGAUAUCAUGCAACGAAGUAUUCUCGGUCAACUAUUGCCCGAUGCAAUGGUGAGUUAUCUAGAAAAUCACGGGGCAGAGAAAUUUGCGCAAAUAUUCCUUGGAGAUUAUGAUACGCCGGAAGCGAUUUGGAACGCAGAGAUGCGACGGAUGCUUAUCGAGAAAAUCGCUGCGCAUAUUGCAGAUUUUACCCCUAAGUUACGAAGUCAUACUAUGGCCAGGUAUCAAUAUAUCGCCAUACCUGCUGUGAGAUACCCACAAUUAGAAAAUGAAUUAUUCUGCCAAAUAUUCUAUCUCAGACAUCUAUGCGAUACCGUUAAAUUUCCACAGUGGCCUAUUUCAGAACCUGUCCAAUUAAUGAAAGAUGUAUUAGACGCGUGGAAGAAAGAAGUGGAGAAGAAACCACCUUUAAUGACUGUAGACGAAGCUUACAAACAGCUCGGUUUACCCACUGGAAAACAGCAUGACGGAGCGAUCGUUAGGAAAUCGUUUUAUAAAUUAGCUCAAAUGUAUCAUCCUGAUAAGAAUCCUGAUGGCAGAGACAAGUUCGAGGCUGUUAGUCAGGCAUACGAAUUUCUAUGCAGCCGCAGUUGUUGGUCAACUACUGGUCCUAAUCCCGACAACAUCGUUUUGAUUUUAAGGACUCAGAGCAUUCUUUUUCAUAGAUAUACAGAGGGACUUGAACCUUACAAAUACGCUGGUUAUCCCCAGCUGAUCAAGACGAUUAAGCUAGAAACGGAUGACGAACGAUUAUUUUCCAAAUCUGCUCCUUUAUUAGCAGCCGCAAGCGAACUCGCGUAUCACACGGUGCACUGCUCGGCGUUAAAUGCCGAAGAAUUGCGACGGGAGGGCGGUUUGGAUGUAUUGCUGGAGGCGUAUACACGAUGUGUAUCUGUGUUGAGUAAAUCGAGCAAACCCACGGACGUAGCAGUGCAAGUUUGUAUGCAUAUCACUAGAUGUUUUGCUGUCGCCGGAUCAUUCCGAGGAUGCAGAGAUAAGAUUAUUGAAUUGCCGCAACUUGUGAAAGACCUUUGCAGGAUACUCCAUUUCAAGCAUUUAACAAAAUUAUGUGCAGUUGCCACAGAAUGUAUUUCGUCUCUUGCUACAGAUAGCAUAUUACAGAUGCAAUUAUUAAAAUCUGGUGCUUUGUGGGAUCUGUUGCACUUUAUGUUCAACUAUGAUUAUACAUUGGAAGAAGGCGGUGUGGAAAGAAAUCAGGAUGAGAAUCGUCAGGAAGUGGCCAAUAAUUUAGCUAAAUUGGCAGUUCGCGCUUGUGCUAGAUUAGGCGGUUACACGAAGGGGGAUAACGAGACACCUGUUAAUCCCGUUACAGUUGCCGCCUUAGAAAGUUUGUUAACGCCUUAUCUAGCACGUCAGCUUGUUAAAGAUAAGCCUGAAGAGAUUUUAAAAAUAUUAAAUUCUAAUUGUUCAAAUCCAUAUUUAAUCUGGGAUAAUGGAACUAGAGCGGAACUAAAUGAAUAUUUAGAAAUGAAACGGCAAGACAGAUUAAAUAAUAGCGAUAAUUUCGAACAUGAUUUUAGCGAUUUUAAAUACACCGCUCAUGCUGACGAAUUAGUAAUCGGUGAAAUUUUUGUGAAAGUAUACAAUGAACAACCAGUGUAUCCGAUUGAGAAUCCAAAAAGUUUUACGAUAAAUUUACUUGAAUUUUUAUCGUCGUCUUCGGAGUAUUUAACAUCUCUGGGAAGUAUUGCUUUGGGUAAAAAGGAUCAAGAAAAAUUGGAGCACAUCGUCAUGGCGCUUAAAGCUCUAACAAAUGUUAUUAAAAAUAAUCCUGGAAUUGAGUUACAGUGUAUGGGGCACUUUAAAUUGCUGUUUGGACUUCUGAGUUGUAAUACUUUCAAAUUAAUUCAGAAGAGCGCUCUAGAAGUAAUCAGUAAUGUUACCAAAAAUCAGGAGUGCGUUGAUGAUAUAGCCGCGAAUGAAGUUGUCGUGCAUAUGUUGUUGUGUUUGCACAAUCUAAAAGAGUGUCAGCUUCUUGCAUUAGAAACUUUGUAUGCACUGAUGAGUUCGACAAAAAUUGUGAAAGAUGCAUUAACAAAAGGAGCUGUUGUGUACAUUCUUGAUCUUUUCUGUAAUUCAAGUAAUAUUCAAAUAAGGGAAGCAGCAGCUGAAUUACUUGCAAAAAUGUCGUCCGACAAACUGGCUGGACCAAAAGUCAAACUUGAUUUAUCGAAAUUUUUACCUAGAUUAUUCAGUGAAGCUAUUCGCGACGCACCCAAACAAUGUGUACAUAUGUUUGAAACAAAGCAUGAAAAUCCUGAAUUGAUUUGGGAUGAUGAUGCAAAAGCAAGAGUAGCAAGAAUUAUAGCUGAGUUGAAAGACGAAUAUCACGCAUUACAGAGACGCAAUCCUAAUGCCAUAUUAAAGUUACCUGAUACACAAACUAAUAUCGACAUUGCGACUAACGAACCUGUCGUAGGUGGAGUAUAUCUUAGAUUAUUUAUAGCCAGUCCUGCUUGGGCACUCAGGAAACCGAAAGAAUUCUUAAGUGAGCUGAUGGACACUGUAUUAACACUAAUGUCCAAGGAAAAAACUGACACGGAUAUGUUGGAAUUAACGACACAAGCUCUCGUGUGCUUGCUCCAAACACAACCUACUCUGUCGGACCAAGUACCGUCUUUGGGUCACAUACCACGCCUUUGUCGGCAAAUGGCUGUCCAGAAUGGUCAGCCAUCUGUAUACAAGACGGCUAUAUUAAUUCUGCAUCAACUGGCAACGAGCGAAAUUUGUAUCUCAUCUAUAUGUCAAACAGAAUGCAUAAGUCCUUUAAAGCAUGCAAUGCAGUCAAGAAGAGAUAUGAUUGCAAUAGCAUGUGAGACAUUGAAUAGAUUAUUUUCGACAAAUGAGGAUAGACUUGUCAAGCAGGCAUUGGAUGCCGAAAUGGUACCAUAUCUUCUGAAUAUAUUGGAAGGAAGAUUAGAUAUUGUUGAAAAUCCUGCCACGACUAAAGCGCAAAUAGUGAAAGCUUUAAAAGCCAUGACAAAAAGUUUACUUCUUGGUGAAAAAGUCAAUGCCAUUUUGGAAAAGUCAAGCGUAUGGGCAGAAUAUAAGGAUCAGCGGCAUGAUCUGUUUAUUUCUAAUAACACCAGUUCUGGUUACCUCACAGCUGGAACACCUGUAUCCGCCGGCUACUUAACAGCAGGGCCAAGUACAACUUUGACCACAGGUCCACCGCCGGUAGACAAAGAAGAUAGUAUAAUUAACAGAAAUGAUAGCAUCUGAUAUAGGUAGCAUCGUAAGUGGUACAAGAGGCAGUAAGGAUGUCAAUAUUGAGAUUCCUGUCGGUAUACCGAUAUAUACCGAUAUAGAGACUACAUUGUCUGUGAUUUUUGGCUUCUUAAAGAAAGAAAUUUAUUAAUUGAUUAUUGUUUUUGCUGUAUAAUAUCUUUAUGUUGGAAUUAUAAUAUAAUGUUUUGUUCUUUGAUUACAUUUAUAUAUAUAUAUUACAUUUAUAUAUAUAU